GACCACGUUUGGUUUGCUGCGUGCGGCGUCGAAGAAUUGGUCAAAGUGGAGCCUUAGUAGCAGUGGAGUGUGACCGUGUGCGCCACCGUGUGCCUUAUGGAGCAGGAUAUAAUUAAGUGUCCGAACAGUCACGUCUUCUCGUACCUCGCCAACAAGAUGCGGAUAGACAUUGAGAAUCCCCUGCUACAGAGUCACCGUCAGCGCGAAACCACCGGGAUCAAAAAGCUGUACAAUUCGUUUUUCGUUAUGUUCUAA
Molecule: messenger RNA, 255 nt
Organism: Anopheles bellator
Lineage: Eukaryota; Metazoa; Arthropoda; Insecta; Diptera; Culicidae
Exons: 1
Coding region: 97-255 (52 amino acids)
Source: RefSeq, a predicted model, not a curated record